UUCCUCGUUUGCAAAAUCAAGUGGUUGUGUGACAGUUUCCUUUAUCCAAUAAUUAUGUUUUCCUUUCUUUUGAAAAACAACUACUUACAAAAGUAGUAUAGUUAAAUACCUUUUGUUUCUUUUAUCAAAUAACAAAAGACAAGUUUUAAGAUGGUCUUAUUAUGUUUUGAUAAUUUAGUUAUUUUCGAUAAUCUAGCGUUGUAUUCUUUAUUUUCAUCCUGUGGACAUUAAAACUUGUUAUGCAACGUUGGUUUUUCAUGCAAGAACAAAAGAAACUAAAAAAACAUAAACCAAAGGUUAACCAAGGAAUGGCUGCUCAAAACAAAACUAAAGCAAAACCGGAAAAUCUAGUUAUGUCCCAAGAAUGGGUGUUUACCGUUUUGGUUCCUAAUUUAGGCCCUAAAGAACGGGUUUAUAUAUCUGGAAGUACAGCAGAAUUGGGUGAGUGGGACAUAAAAAAGAUGGUACCAUUGGAACCGAAUGAAGGUACAGAUUUAUGGAGCACAAAGGUAAUAAUACCAAACACUUGUGAUGUUUUUUAUCGUUACGCCAUAUGUCUAGUCAAUGAAGAUACAAAAAAUUUAAUUGUUAGGAGAUGGGAGGUCAACAUCCAUCCAAGAGUUAUUAAGGAAAAUGCCCAAACCCCCUCUACAGAUAUAUUUGGAGAAUUUCAAGGUGAUCAAAAAAUAAAUAGAGGUUGGCUUACAACGCAGACUUUAGUGCAAUUUAAAUUCAUGAAUGAGCCAUUGAAAUUGAAGAGUCGUCUUACAAACAGAAUAAUGCUUAUUAAAGUGACACCAGUUAACUUGUCAUUUGGAACUGAGGGCCAAUAUGAGGACUCGCAAAGUAUUGACACUCAAGAAGGGGAGAGUCCUCUUGGAGUUACUGUUGAAGUUUGUACACUUGACAAUGAUCCUCAACUUUGUCAGUUACAACCACAAGCGCAAUUUGGUAGAGAAUAUAGAGCUAAUGAUGUCCUACUUGUUAAUAUGUAUGCCCCAGAUCAUAAGGUCCUAGCCUAUCUUAUUGAUUUCUAUUCACACAGCAGUCGUGCAGCCAUGGAUGAUCCUCCAUAUCAUGUUGGUUACACAUAUGUUCUGCCAAAUAUGUUUAAACCAUCUGAAGGGGACUUAGAGUUACCGGUAACUUGUAAUGUUAAACAUAGACCUCUAGGUACUGUCAAUUUUGAAUAUCUCAUUGUUUAUCCAAUGAAGGAAAACAUUUGCAACAUGCAAGUCUCAUAUGCAAAGCACUGGGAUCCCACAUGGACAGGUUUGGAAGUUGGUCAUCGAGGUUUGGGUGCAAGUUUUAAAACAAAAGAAGGAAAUGCUAUUCGUGAAAAUACAAUAGCUUCUCUAAAACAAGCAGCUGCCAGUGGUGCUGACUUGUUGGAAUUUGAUGUUCAGCUAAGUAAAGAUAUGAUCCCAGUCAUAUAUCAUGACUUUCAUGUAUGUAUUUCAAUGAAACGAAAAAAGGAGGUUGAUUUUACAGAGAUGCUAGAAUUGCCUGUGAAGGACCUUACUUUGGAGCAUCUGCAAAAACUCAAGGUUUAUCAUUUAGUUGAAGGUCGUAACCAUGAAAUUCUGUUCUUUGAUGAAGAUUUAGAAGAACAUCAGCCAUUUCCUACAUUAGAAGACACUUUAAACAGUAUUGACCUGCAUGUCGGAUUUAAUAUUGAAUUAAAAUGGACAAUGGAGCUUAAUGAUGGCACAUUUGAACUGAACAAUCCUUUUGACAUGAAUGUUUAUGUUGAUAAGGUUUUGGAAGUUGUUUUGAAGUGUGCAGGCGAGAGGCGUAUUGUAUUUUCUUGUUUCAACCCUGACAUUUGCACUAUGGUCCGGAACAAACAGAAUAAAUAUCCAGUUAUGUUUUUAACUGUUGGUAUUACAAACAAAUACCAGCCUUACAAAGAUCCCCGAUGUUUGACCAUCCCUGCAGCAGUACAGAAUGCCAUCAGCUCUGACAUCCUCGGAAUUGUAGUUCAUACAGAAGAUCUACUGAGAGAUCCAACUCAGGUUAAACUUGCGACUGACGCCGGACUUGUCAUAUUUUGUUGGGGCGAUGACAAUAAUGAUAAAGACACCAUCAAAAAACUGAAAGAGAUGGGACUUCACGCCGUGAUAUAUGACAAGCUCGAUCAAUUUACAACAAAACAAGUAAAGGAGAGUAUAUUCCUGGUGGAGGCGCGCGAGUCGCAGCGCGAGCUGAUGACGCUGGCGGCGAUGGAGGAGUCCCCGUCGGGCGCCUCCUCCGCGUCGCGCGGCAGCCUGGAGCCCGCGCCGCAGCCCUACCUCGACCUGGACGUGCGCACGCGCUUGCAGCAGCACUCCACGGUCACCUCGCUCGAGUCCCUCGCCUCCUCCAUAGACCUCAGAGACGAUCUCAAUGACAGAAAUUUAAAACGCAAUAGAGAUAUCAUUACGAACGUCGAGAAGGAGUCCCAAGUUAAAGAACAAAGGAAAUCAUUCUUCGGACUACUUCCGUCGGGUGAUGCGGCGAAGGGGUCCCCCAAGAAGUCGCGUAGAGAUAGUUAAUACUCUCAUUUGUACGCUUUUUCAUAUAUUUUCCAUUUUUUAAUAUAUUUGCUCAAUUUUAAAUAUGUAGUAGCUACGAUUUCAUCGCUUUAUAUACUUUAUAGUUGUUACAUUUGAUAUUAUGUAAGUUUUUCUUUAAAUUACUGCUACAGAAUAUUCUAAAGUAUCAUUUUACUUAUUAAUUGCCAGCCGAAUAUUCUGAAUAUUCGACUACUAAACUAUUUUUGAAACUCAUAAAAGUUUUAAUAAGGUUAUUAAAUGUAUAACUUCUAUUUUUUUGAACAGUAAUUUGUCGUGUUUAAAUAUUAUUUACUACUAAAAUUGCAGAAACUCUAUUUCAUUUGAUCAUUAAAUCUGAAAUAACUGAAACUUAGUCGUAGUAAUUUGAUAAAAAAAAAAGAAAAAUGCGUAGAAAUUUCUUAUCAUACAAAUUACAAAAGUUCCAGAUCCUUACUUUAAUUUUUGUUACCAGUUUUAUAUAAGUAUAAAAUUUAAUUUAAUUUCUGUGACUAAUUUAUAAAUACGUAACACUACCAUCUGUGAUAUAUUUCGUAUUGUAACUAAUCAGCAUUAUUUUUAAAUAAAUCUUAAGUUCCUCUGCCAAAGA
Molecule: messenger RNA, 3141 nt
Organism: Papilio polytes (common Mormon)
Lineage: Eukaryota; Metazoa; Arthropoda; Insecta; Lepidoptera; Papilionidae
Product: glycerophosphocholine phosphodiesterase GPCPD1
Exons: 7
Coding region: 240-2534 (764 amino acids)
Biological process (GO): glycerophospholipid catabolic process
Molecular function (GO): glycerophosphocholine phosphodiesterase activity; starch binding
Source: RefSeq, a predicted model, not a curated record